Lytechinus pictus (painted urchin) is the source of this 2512-nucleotide messenger RNA. RefSeq lists its product as uncharacterized. Bases 61 to 498 code for a protein of 145 amino acids. The record is from RefSeq and is a predicted model, not a curated record. The transcript is spliced from 4 exons. Lineage: Eukaryota; Metazoa; Echinodermata; Echinoidea; Temnopleuroida; Toxopneustidae.
ACAUCAUAAAUCAUUUGGGAUUUGAGAGCACCUGUACCUCCAGUGUCACAUAAUCAAACCAUGGAAUUGACACGAUUUUCUGCUAUUCUCGGACUCGUCUUUGCCAUGUGUGCAGCGGUGCACUAUACACAAGGAAACCCCACAUACAGUCUCGAUAUCAACUCCAUUUUCCUGGGACUCUGUCCAAGAUACAUUGACCAUGUCUCGGGUGGUGGAGAAUGCUCCGAGGAAUUCAUUGCAGGCAUCCACAAUGACCACAAGGAUCAGCCUUCAGAUGCCGACAUCGUCGUCUACCUCACGCUGGCCCAGGAAGGCAAACUGGGCUUAAUGGACGACAAGGGUUUCGGCUUCGAUUCUGCAUGCGAGGUAUUGGAGCACCUCUGUACGCCAGUAAUCCGACUACCUGAUAACGCUCGUUUCAGGCGUCAGUCUUCCAACUCCAACUCUACCUCUGCCUCCGACUCGGCAUCAGGUUCAGAAAGUUCGGAGUCCACAUAAAAAUGAAGCGCACUAUACUUUUCUUUCAUAGUGGAUAGGCAUAUAGCUAUUUACUAAGAAAUAGAUUGCAUAUGAAAGUACGCAUUCCAGAAAAUUGACAUCAGAAGUCUGCAUACUAGGGAACAUAAAUCUGAAAGAUUUUUAUAAUCAUUGAUAUGUCAUAUGAUUUGUGUAAUACGGGCACUAAUUCCUAAUAUUUUGUGAAUGUAGCACUGUUAGAGAUCAUAGAACAUCUAGAUUCAUAAGCACAUCUCAUAUUCUGGUAAAUUUAAAUGUAUUCAUUUAGUAAUGGUCUGACAUUACCCAUUUUAUCAUCUAUGAUUUGCAAAUUAUUCCUUAACUUGUGAAAUUUUCAUCUAAGCCUUUCAAUAUAAUAUACUUGUGUAUAUAUAUGUAUAAGGUGGUUAUAAUUGAGAGGACAAUGUAACAUAUCAUUGAAAAAUUGAGAAACAAAUUAAUAACAAACAUUUAUAAACAUUAUAUACCGUGGGAGUAAAAAAACUUCCUUGACACCUCACAAAUCCCCAUUUUAAGGAAAAAAUAUAUAUCAUGAACGCAUAAUCAUUAAAUAUGGUUGGAAAGAGUAUCUCCUCCCAAAUAACUUGAUACCAUAUUUAUGUGGUAUGUUUUCAUGUUUGGAUGGGUAGGUAUUUUUUGCAGUGAUGUAAAUUUUGACUUGCAUCAAAGUAAGGCAUGACUGCAAUGAGUGAACCCCAGAUGCCAAUGAUGUCAUAAUCCUACAUGAGUUAGAAAACAACUUUGCAAAUCCCUUUUCAAUGAAAUUAACUUGAGAAUUGAUACUAAAAAGUUUUUAGUACACAAUUAUAAUGUAAAUUAUUGAAAUGGUGUUUUUAAAUUGAUUUUAAUGCCAUUGUAAAAUUAUGACAUAAUUUAUACAUCUGGAAUCACUCAUUGCAGUCAUGCCUUACUUUGGCGCAAAUCAAAUUUUACAUCACUGAUCAUCCAAGCGUUAACACAUACCACAUAUGGUAUCAAAUUAUUUGGGAGAAGAUACUCUUUUAGGCCAUAUAUAAAAGUUAUGUGCUCAUGACAAUAUUUUUCCUUAAAGGACAAGUCCACCCUAACAAAACCUUGAUUUGAAUAAAAACAGAAAAAUCUAACAAGCAUAACACUGAAAAUUUCAUCAAAAUCGGAUGUAAAAUAAGAAAGUUAUGACAUUUUAAAGUUUCGCUUAAUUUCACAAAACAGUUAUAUGCACAUCCUGGUCCACUCACUAUUUCUUUUGUAUUUAUUAUGUGAAAUAUGAAAUAUUCUAAUUUUCUCCUCAUUGUCAAGUGAAACAAUGAUUAAUUCCUCCCUGAACAAGUGGAAUUAGCAUUGUUUAAUAUUAUAUACUUCAGUCAAGUUGGUCCGUAUUGUCAAAUUUGUAAAAAAUGAAAUAUGAUGAUGUCAUCCACUCACUAUUUCUUUUGUAUUUAUUAUGUGAAAUAUGAAAUAUUCUAAUUUUCUCCUCAUUGUCAAGUGAAACAAUGAUUAAUUCCUCCCUGAACAAGUGGAAUUAGCAUUGUUUAAUAUUAUAUACUUCAGUCAAGUUGGUCCGUAUUGUCAAAUUUGUAAAAAAUGAAAUAUUGUAUAAUUCAAACAAUAAAAAACAAAAGAAAUAGUGAGUGAUGGACAUCAUCGACUGUCUCAUUUGCAUGUCACUGAGUUAUGCAUAUGACUGUUUUGUGAAAAAUAAGCGAAACUUAAAAAAUGUCAUAACUUUCUUAUUUUACAUCCAAUUUUGAUGAAAAUUUCAGCGUUAUGCUUGUUUGAUUUAUCUCUAUUCAUUCAAAUCAACAUUUUUCUGGGGUGGACUUGACAUUUAAAUUAGAGAUUUGUAAGGUGUCAAUUUUUUUUUAAUCACACGGUAAACAUAUAUUGGUGUAGAAAUAUAAAUUGAGUCAAAAUUAUAGUUUCUAUGGUACUGGCUGAGUAAAAAAUAAAGAGUUUAGCAAACCAAUGGCUAAUUAUAAAAAAAAAAGGAAUUAUGAACAAUAAAUGGUUGUGUACC